Molecule: messenger RNA, 2832 nt
Organism: Monomorium pharaonis (pharaoh ant)
Lineage: Eukaryota; Metazoa; Arthropoda; Insecta; Hymenoptera; Formicidae
Exons: 3
Coding region: 446-1498 (350 amino acids)
Source: RefSeq, a predicted model, not a curated record
UCUACAGUCUGCACCAUCGUCUUAUACAUUUUAACUUUUUACUUUUGAAGCAAUAAUGUUCUUUGUUAUUGGGAAAUUAAAGGUAUAUGACCUGUAAAUGUAAGUGCCACGAAAUUUCAUGAUCCUCCGCGAUGUCUCGUGAUACAUUCAGUGACGUCCACGAGAGCCAUGUAGAAUCCCCUCUUACAGAAGAGGUGCGCACGUAUAAAGCCAGUGAAAGCGCCAGGCGGCCCUCCAGACUACCGCACAGUCCGACAGCGAUAGGAGCUCUGCCGAUGGCGGACUUAGAUUAACACCUGAAAAUCUCUCGCGUAAGUUCGCACGUUGAAAUAAAACAACUUCGAAAAUUGAUCGCGUGUCGUGCUUAAGUUCGCCGUCCACGUGUUCGCGAAUUUCCCACCGUCUUUAUUGAUUGUGAUUAGAAUAGCUUAGAUCGGGAGUGAUCAUGAAAAUGUAUUUCGUUGGAAUCUUGGCUAUCCUGUUAUUCGCUGGUACCGAAAUUUUAGGACAUCCACCACAAGAAAGAUUAAUGCCAGAUGGAGCACCAAUCCCUGAGGACACAGUCGUACAUGAGGACUCCGUGGCGUCGGCGUCGGAGGUAGGCGAAGAAUAUGACGAUUCUGACAUGUAUAUGGAGCCGGAUGAAUCCGAGGCAACUUCGCAAUCGGAUCGCACAGAGGCAAGCACGCAAAAGACUAAUGAACGCGAAACCUCGUUAACUGAUACCACCGAGAAGAGUAACGAGAAAUCAUCCGAGACUGAAAAAACUGAAGCUUCUAAAGAUCAGGAGGCAAAGAACACGGAUAAUACUGCUGUCACGCAGUUCACCGAUGCUGGAGACAGAAAUUUGGAAACCGAAAGUCAAAAUUUCUUCCCGUCCUUUGCGGAGCUCUUUGCGAAUCAUAGACUUUCGUUCGCGGAACAGCAACAGCAACGAUAUCGUCCCAACAGAUUCGUAGGCUACUUCCAACGCGAUCGCAAUUAUCAGACCGCUGCGACCAAGGAUCAACACUCUAUCCUGGGCUCUGGUAACUUCGGCGUGAUCCGCGGCGGUACCUAUUAUCCAGAGGACAGGGAGAACGACGAAUAUUCGGUAGACGAGAGCCUCUACAACCCGUACUAUCAGAGUCGUGGCCGUGCGCACUAUUACAGAAAUCCAAAACCGCAGCCGAUUCGUGGCGGUGAUUUCUUCGCAAAUUUCCGCGAUUUCGCUGACAUCACGGCGCCACCGAAGUCCAGCUUCUCGCAUCUUUCCGUGGUAUACGCCAACAAGAACGGCAGUUCCACCGGACGUGUCACGGAGCCUAGAAAUAUCAUCGAGACUCUCAGGAUGUUGGAAGAAGAGGAGCGAUCUAACGCGGAGGAAAUAUCCUCUACGGAGAUACCGAGGAAGAAGCAGAGCAAGGGCAAGUGGAAGCUCAUGAAGAUAAAGCAGUACGAGGAGGACAAGGCCAGAAGAUCUCGCAUGUCCGUCGAGCCGCUGCUCGCUCUCAGCUGAGCUUAGAGACAUGUCGCUAAAGUGUACAUUAACGUAGACGCGAACCUCGGGAUUUCUCCCAAACGCGGAAUUUGGCCUCGAGAUCAGAACCAAAGUCUGAAAAGCGUCGUUCUUUUUAAUUCAUUGGAGGAGAAUGUACUGCAACUCGAACAGAGAAGAUUCGCAUUUUUCUUCACUUGCGCGCUACACUGUGCGCGCGUAUAAACUUUCCAAUCGAAACCGAAAAACUGGCGACUGAAGAAUUACAUUUCGAAAUUAAACGCGCGAUGUCGCCGGUUAGACGGUAUACAAUUCCUACUAUUGGAAUUCCGACGACGCUACUAUCUCCCUAUCGAGAUAAGAACGCGAAAACGUUUCAUAGUUAUAAAUUUAGUACCAUGCAAAAUUUUUAUAUCACUUCUUCGGAGCGAUGCAAAAAUUCGAAUUAAUUCGUAGAUUUUAAGGUAAAUAGUAUUAAGAGUGUAAGGCACUGCCGUUCCUGUUUAUCGACCAAUCGUUGUUAGAUCUAAAACGCAUGUGGCCUUAACGUUUAAAUUAUUCCCUAAGUUUUAGAUGAUAACUGUGCGAGUUUAAAAGAUCCUAAGUAUAAGAUUUUUCGAGUCUACAGUGUGUCGAUUAAGAAAUUCCGUGUGGUGCUAUAUAUGUUCCGCCGCGAUCGUACAUACACCUUCUGGAGAAACGUUCCCGUUUCGGCAAGGCGCUUGCAAAGCUAACUAGCAACGAGAUUAUUCACGGAGACCUUUUACGUUGAUUGAAUUCACUUGCUUGUACGUGAAACGUUACGCUCGAGUAAGCUACGAUUCCGGAAUCGGUAACUUUUACCAACGACACUUGUGUUCUGGCUAAAACCACCGAGGCUCGUGCGCGCGGCCUCGUUAUCCUAUAAUUAUGCGAAACCUGUAAUCACGUAGGAUAUACUUCGGAAUAUUCAUGAGAUCUGUUCUUCUCAUUGUCAGUUACAGCUUUUGCAUUUAUAUUCGUUGCUCCUCUUUUUUUGAAAUGUACCGUAGUUUCAUUCCCGGUGUUAAAAGUGUAAAAAUAAAAAAAGGAAAAAAAAAUACAGACAAAUGUAUGAAAAUAUAUGCAUCGAAAUUUUAACCCGAGUUGACUUGCGAGAAACUUUGGUGUUAUUAUAAAUAAUUCAAUGUUAUUGUAUUUCACAUUUAAUGUUUUAGCACUGUUAGCUAAAGCGUCUUUUCUCUUAAAAUGUUACAUUAUAAACGCGCUUUGCGUGUGCACCAGCAAAAUUAAUUUUAAUUGGUUAUACUUUAAGUAUGUGAAGAUCCACACACACAUAUAUAUUCAGUAAACUAAUAAAGACUGCCCAUUUUGUA